Amyelois transitella is the source of this 1096-nucleotide messenger RNA. RefSeq names its product general transcription factor IIH subunit 3 (gene Tfb4). The transcript is spliced from 9 exons. Gene Ontology annotation, biological process: nucleotide-excision repair; regulation of DNA-templated transcription. Lineage: Eukaryota; Metazoa; Arthropoda; Insecta; Lepidoptera; Pyralidae. The coding region runs from base 168 to 1043 and encodes 291 amino acids. The record is from RefSeq and is a predicted model, not a curated record. Gene Ontology annotation, cellular component: transcription factor TFIIH core complex; transcription factor TFIIH holo complex.
AACAAACCAACGACAGACAACAGACAAAUACAAGCGAAGCAAAAUAAAAAUCGGCUUCGUUUUUUUACGAUGAAAAGUGAUAAUAACUCAGAUUUUAACUAAUUAUGCAUGUUAUAUGCAAUUAACUACAUACAAAUCAUACUUUUUAAUUUUUGGUAUCCCAAAAAAUGGCAGACGAAGAAGCGCCAUCAGACAGUAGUCUUUUGGUCAUAGUAGUAGACACAAAUCCGAACCAGCGUUACAUAACAGAGGACCCCAAAGUCCUGACAAACUGCCUCGAUGCCGUCAUAGCGUUUGCCAAUUCACAUUUGAUGCAGAAAUCUGCCAACCAAUUAGCAGUUAUUGGGUGUCAUUUUCAUAAGAGCGAAUACUUAUACCCCUCUCCUGGAAAACCUCUAGAUGUGAGGCAAAUAGAUGGACAGUAUGAAUUGUUCACGUUGGUGGAGAAAACUAUUAAAGCAAGGUUAGUGAACCUAGUCAAAAGUCAGCCGCUUGAAGAAAAGCCAGGGGAAUCACUUCUUGCUGGGGCUCUCGCGAUGGCAUUAUGUUACAUAGCUAGGAUGCGUCGUCAAGCAGCGCCAGGCCUGCGCAUGAGCAGUCGCAUACUCAUAGUGACUGGUAGUUCCGACACCGCAGCGCAGUACAUCAACUACAUGAAUGUGUUCUUCACUGCUCAGAAGCAACAAGUGCUCAUCGACGUGUGCUCGUUGGACAAGCACCUCAGUUUGCUGCAACAGGGCUGCGACAUCACGGGCGGGUUGUACCUCAAGAUACCAACGUUAGAAGGCCUAUUACAGUAUCUUUUGUGGGUGUUUCUGCCCGACUGCUCGGAGCGCACGAAGCUGGUGCUGCCCGGGCGCGGCCGCGUGGACUACCGCGCCGCCUGCUUCUGCCACCGCGACCUGCUCACCGUCGGAUACGUGUGCUCCGUGUGUCUUAGCGUGUUCUGCAAGUUCAGUCCAAUAUGCACCACUUGUCACACCGUGUUCAAGAUCGGUGGCCCAUUGCCCAUGAUGAAGGCGAAGAAGAGGAAGAAGGUGUGAAGAGACUGAUGCGUUUAUGUAAAUAUGAUUUAAUAUACAUUUUUAAGUACUUA